Messenger RNA from Moneuplotes crassus, 2099 nucleotides. The record is from the annotation of a GenBank genome assembly. Lineage: Eukaryota; Ciliophora; Spirotrichea; Euplotida; Euplotidae.
AUGAAUAUUAAUAAUGAUUUAAUAUUUAAAAAUGGGGGAGGAGGAGGUGGAAAGGGAUCGAGGUGAAAGAGUGGGUUUGUGAAAAUUCCACAGCAAGAAAGGAGCUGGGGCUCAAAAUUUGCCCCUGUAGAAAUGGGGCUCAUUCUGAGCCCCAGCUCCAUUUCAGACAACGAGAUUUCUUCAAAAAUCCUCUGCCAAAACCAACAGUAAGGCUCUUGAAGUUUGAAAUGGAAGAAGAAGGGCUAUAUCUGCCGAUAUAAUUUUGUACUUUUAGGAUUUUGGAUUGGUUAGAAAGCUUUUGUACGAAACAAAUCUGCAGUAUGAUUAAAACAAGCCACUAAUAUCCAUCAAAGUUAUAGAAUAUGGCAAAUCUGUCAUCUCUUUCAUCACCCUUGGAAUUAGUAUUUUAGACCAAGGACUAAUUAAGAAUAGAUAGGGCACAUAAAAAUUAUUUCAGGUUUGGAAAUUCUGAGCAUCUGCAAAGCUACUAAUGGAGGUAAUAAAAUUUACCAGAUACAUUUAUAAAUCUCUUUGAAAAGCUUCUUCUAGGGAGAAUUUGACAAUAUUAUAGGAGUUCUGGUAUCUACCCAACUUGAAAGCAAAAUAUAAUAUCUGAAAAGUUUGAGAUAGAUAAGAAUACUUAUGCUUGUUGAUGAAUUAGAUUAUUAUAAAUUUCUUGAUGUAUUUCAAAAACUUAUGGAAUAAAACUAACUGAAAAUAUUAACAAGCUGAAAUUACACACGAAAAUUCAGAGGUUAAUUAUUAUAAAACCUUUGAUUACAAUAUAAUAGUACCAUAAGUUGGAUGGAUAGUUGGCUUCACCUUAGAGAUAAAGCGGAGCAACCAGACAUUCUCAAUUUUUUAAAAUCUAACUGCAUCUUCAAGGUGAAGACAGCUAUUCACUCAGCUAGUUAACUAUUAUAGUGUAAUUAAUCCCAUUUCUGCUUUGAAACCUUAAAUCAUAGGGGAUAUAAAAUUCUAAUUAACUAUCUUUCCAGGUUUAAGAAGAUUAGAAGUAAAUGCAAGCAUAUUCUCAAAUAAUCUGAACCCCAAAUCCUGAAAAUCGCUCAUUCAUAAGUCAACUCAAACUUCCAACCUAGAGAUCUCUUAGGUUAGGUCGAAAUUUGGUCAAGUUUCUUAUUCAAGAGUUUAGAUUUGCUUAGAAUCCCUUCUUGUGUAAAAAUGAAAUAUUUAAUUGCAUACUUCAGCUCCAACUUAUUUCGACAGUAUGUCCAUAUUUCAAAUCUUUUUGAAUCAGAAAUAGAUAAUUUUUUUUCACAACAUUUCCAAAGCAUUAUUUUCAUAUUUUUAAAAGCUCUUAAUCAGAGUAGUUUCUGAAGAAUAUCGCUUAAUGAAUACCACAUGAAUCCUAUUUUAGAAAUAAGCUUUUGAAUUUGGUUUUGAAGUUGAUAACAAUAUUAGCCAAUACAAAUCUAGCGAUGUUCUUGAUGCUAACCUCCAAAUCUAAUAGACGACAUGAAAUUGUCAGGAAGUAGUACAAAAGUCUGGAUUCAUCACAAAGCCAGUGAGGAUGUAGAAUCAUGCCUAUCUGUUAAUAUUCCUUGCAUCUGGGAUGCCCUACCUUUAAUGUUUAUGUGAGAAUUUAUUAAUUUGCACUUUCAUUUAACUGAUAAAAAUCUUACUUGAGAUUUCUAUUGUAUAAUGGACCAUUGACAUUGUACACAAGAGUUUCAUUUUGAUUUUCUCGUAUAAGCUAGAAGGCAUGGAAAUUACUCACUAUUUCUAAAAUGACUUAGUUUGAGUUAAAAAUCCAAGACCUCCUUUUUAGUAUGAGAAUUCUAAUUCUUUCAUCAAAAUCCUUCGAAUUUGAGUUCCAGUGAAGCCUCAGAAGUAUUCUACAUUGAUUCUAAUAGUCAUGAAUUCUACAGUUAUAGGAAGUGCUGAUGGACUUCUGAUGUGAGCCAGAUAUUUGAGUACCUUAUCGGUUCUAAUUCUGUCUCAGAAGCUAUCUCUGGGAUUAUAUAUAUAACAAUUAUCUCUCUCUAUGGUCUCCACUCUCCUCUCGCAUUGUGGGUGACUUUAACCCUAAUUCAAAUUUUUAAAUAAGAUUCCCAACGAAAGCACUUUGAAGCAUUUUG